AUUUUUGUAACAUUUCAGCUCGUGUAUCAGCAAUUUUACAAGUUGACUUCUGCUGGGGAAGUAGAUACGUUAAGUCAGCAGCGAAAUGUUGUUCACAGAGUAGAUGUCCAUGGUGGCGAUGAAGUCAUUCAGAAGUACAGAGCUCACUAUGCAUUUCUGAUGGACUGCUUGGAUGCCUUCACCGCAGGAGCAUGCCUACAUCUUCUGGACAUGGAGAAUUUGGAUUUUGAACCGAACCGAAAACAAGAGAUUUUUGAGACCAAAUCUGCAGAAGACAAGAUCAAGUUUAUUCGUCAGAUUGCCAAGGAUAUACUUGGUAGAUAUGUAAACCUUAGUGAUGAUUGUGGUCGAUUGUCAGAGAAAGUUCAAGAACUAGAUGUCAAAAGUCAACAAAUCCGAGACAUGUUUGACCAUGAAUUACAGAAAUAUAUCUGUAUCUCUUGUGAAAAGGAAUAUAAAAAAGUAGGUCACCUAAAGAGACACCUGAAAGAGAAACAUUUGUGGGAUUUUAGUGAGAAUGAUGCAGGAGAGGCGAAACCUGAUCGGAUUGGUCUAUACAGAGCUUCAUUGAUGAAAUGUUUGCUAUUGCUGAAAGACACCAAUGAUGGAUAUUGUAUGGGUGAUGGUGACAGGAUAAUGGCCAAUGCCAAGUUCCAAAUGCUACUUUCAGGUGUAACUCAUCACACAAAAUAUCAGAUCUGGUUGUUUCGCUUCUUAGCCUAUUACCAUUGCAUACUGAGUCCCAGAGAUGCUUAUGAAUAUAAAUGGAACUGUACAGCAAAUCGUUCUGGUGGCAACAGACACAACAUACCAAACGACAAUUUGGUCGAAAUCAUGGUCCACAGAUUAAAAGAAAAAGUGCGCACACAAGGAGCAAAUGUUACUUAUGAAAGUGCAAGAAAGGCAGCCCUAUCACUUCAGAUCCAUGAUCAAAUCAAGUGCAAUAUGAUGCAAGAGUUCAAAAUGAAGCCUAAAGGGACAUCGCGGACUGAGACAUCAAAAAAGGUCAAUGUAGAAUUAAUGAUUGAUGAAUUGAAGAAAGCUGAAAUAUUUGACUAUUUGCCUGGAAGGCAAUUCAACGCCUUUUCUUCCUUUCAGGACUUAUUCUCAAGGGUUAAAGUUGUAGACUUGCAUAAAUGGAUUCAAAGCCAAAAAAAACAUUAUCAUAUGAGCUUGUUUAGAAAGAUUAUGAAGGAGCAAAACCAUUAA
Molecule: messenger RNA, 1209 nt
Organism: Ostrea edulis (European flat oyster)
Lineage: Eukaryota; Metazoa; Mollusca; Bivalvia; Ostreida; Ostreidae
Exons: 4
Source: RefSeq, a predicted model, not a curated record